AUGAGUGUCAUAUCAGUUAAUAACGUGACAUUUAGAUAUAAAACAAAUCGUGUCCUGGCCAAUAUUUAUGCCCGCAUUCCCGAGAACAAGAUAUAUGGCCUCUUAGGUCCCAGCGGUGCCGGGAAGACCACACUAUUAAAGUUAAUACUGGGCAGGGUCAAAAUGCAAAGUGGCUCUAUCACUGUACUGGGAGCGCAGUGCGGCCAUAAUAACCGCCUCAUCGGUUAUAUGCCUCAAGACUGUGCUCUAUGUCUACAAUUGACUGUCAAACAAACUCUUCUAUAUUUUGCAAAUUUAUAUCACAUUUCAAAGAAUAAAUUUAAAGAGAGGAUUAGAGAAUUAAACGCAAGAUUAGGUCUUCCCGACACCAGUCAAUCUGUGGGCCAACUUUCAGGCGGUCAACAAAGACAGCUAUCCCUGGCGUUAGCACUUCUACAUCAGCCACGACUACUGAUUCUGGAUGAGCCCACAGUGGGAACGGACCCCGAGUUGGGCGACAAGAUUUGGCGUUAUCUGCACUUAUGUUGCGUUCAGGAAGGCAUGAGUGUCCUAUUGGUGACCCAUUACACAGAAGAGGCUCACUUCGCACAUAACGUCGGUUUCAUGAGAGACGGCCGACUCAUCGAGGAAGGGGUCCCUAAAUUGCUGUUAGAAAAGUUUCAGGAAAACAAUUUGGAGAAUGCCUACUAUGAGUUGGAUAAGAAAAGUGCAAAUAAUGAGAGCUCUAAAAAGGUGUCGGAUGUGAAUAUUUUAGGCAAAUUCUCGCUGCUAUGGCCAGAAGUGUAUGAAUCAAAACUAUUGGCAAUCGAUGCGGUGCUGAGGGGGCGCACAACCGGUGCUAUCAUUAUUGGCAAGAAUUUUAGUCAGGCUAUGGAGGACCGGGUGAUCGACGUGGACAACAUAGACAAUGAGACUAUAGAGGACAGUCAGCUCCGUAUUUAUAUCGAUAACUCCAACUAUAUUUACGCACAAUUCCUGAUCGACUCACUCACGCAAACCGUUUGGGGUCUCAUAUCUGACAUAUUGGCCGAUAAUGGAAAGCCUCGUAUCCCUCCCCCAAUCAAGAUUGUAGACACCAUAUACGCGCCCGACUCUAAACUCUCGGACUUCCUAUUACCCGGAUAUAUGAUAGCAUUCAUAUACUUAUCUCAAGUAACCCUCUCGUCAAUCGUGUUAAUACACGAGCGACAGGACGGCCUGUUUGAUAGGGCCAUAGUUGCCGGCGCCGGACAUCAACUCAUAUUUUUCUCACAUUUCAUCACUGGUUGUCUCAUGUCUUUCGUCAACGUUAUACUAAUGCUAUUAAUUGCGUUCAUUUGUCUAUCGCAACUGUUCACGAGUGGCGCUAUAUUUCCCAACGAAUCGAUUGAACCGGAAAUCCGCAAAUUCUUGUACUACAGUCCCAUAGCUAUGCCCACAGAAUCAUUGCGUAAUGUAAUGCUGAGGGGAUGGACGUUCACCAAUGCCUCA
Messenger RNA from Oppiella nova, 1470 nucleotides. The record is from the annotation of a GenBank genome assembly. NCBI's taxonomy places the organism in Eukaryota, Metazoa, Arthropoda, Arachnida, Sarcoptiformes, Oppiidae.